AUGGCGUCUUCAUCGAAUGUAAUUCCGGAGAAGAAAGUUGAUUCUUCGGCGCAACAUCAUCAUCAUCAUCACGCGAACAAUAACAACAACAACAACAACAAGACGUCUUCUGAUGUCGUUUCGUCCUCCUCCUCUCGACCGACGGAUGCGUUCAGCGCGUUACUUCGAGAUUUAUGCGCGAGACCGCCGAAAAACAAUACCAACGCGCAUCACAGCAGCAACGAGCAGAGUUCUUCGAGAUACAACAACAACACGAAGAACGCUAAGAGAAGGAGUUCGUCGUUGUUUUUGUUCUCGCAAAACAGCCGAGAAUUGACCGGGGAAUUGUUCGGCGUCGGUUUUGACGCCGCGAGCACGCGCGAGAAUAAGUCGUUGAAGAAAAGUACCGUUUCCGUGGCGGCGAAGAAAACAAACGCGACGAGCGAUAACGCCGGCAGGUUUUACGGAGUCGCGAAUAACGACGAAGAUGAUUCCGAGAAUUCUGACUCGAGCAGCGAAGAUGAGAGCAGCUCCUCGGAGGAAGAGUAUUCGGACGCCGACGGUGAUGAGAAGAGCGACGGAGAAAAUAGCGAGGACGAGAACGAUGAUGAUAACGACGACGAGGAAGAUUUCUUCCUGUACGGAGCGAGGAGUAAGAAGAAGAAAAGUUUACUCUUGUUUCGAGAGAAACGAGGGAACGCGUUGAGAGAAUACGUCGAAGGCCAGGCACGGGAAGCGUCGACGAGUGCAUUCGCGCAGUUUACCAACGAUGCGCACGAGAGGAUUGAAAAGUUAGCCGGAAGCGUUAUUUUGAGAGAACGGUUAGCCGCGGUGGCGUGCGUGGACCAGUUGUGUUCGGUCGAGUUUGGCGAGGAGGUCGAGAAAGUUACCAGGUUUGCUCGGUAUUUGAGGACAGCGGUGACAACGAUGCGACAAGGACCGGAACCGGUUUUAGCGAGUGCGGCGAGUCAGGCGUUGGGGAGGUUGGUGGCGACCGGAGGCGCGGUGACCGCGGAUAUCGUGGAGGAGGAGGUGAACAGAGCGUUUAAAUGGUUAAAAAAUCCCGUACGGGAAGAGCGAAAACGGUUUGCCGCCGCGUUGACUUUGAGAGAGUUAGCCGCAAAUGCGCCGACGGUGUUUAACGUGCACGUGCCGCAUUUCAUCAAAGCCGUGUGGCCGGCGUUGCACGAUCCGAGUUUAGACGUUCGAUUGGCCGGCGUGUUGGCGUUACGAGCGUGUUUGAUGGUUAUCGAGCAAAGAGAGACGAGAUAUCGCGUCCAAUGGUAUUAUAAACUGUAUGAAGAAGCGAGAAAAGGUUUAGAAGCUCCGUUGACUCCGGGGAAUUCGACGACGACGCCGUCGAAAUCUGGCGGCGGCGGUGGCUCUGCCAAGACGCCUCAUAGCAGUAGCAGUAGAAAGACGCCCUCGGACAAGCACUCGCCGUCGGCAAAAAAAGUGCACACGAACGCGCAGUACAACGAUCGUCCAGAAAAAAUCCACGGUUCUUUACUCGCGCUCGGCGAACUGUUGCGUCACACGGGCGAGUUUAUGCUUUCUAGAUAUAAAGAGGUUGCGGAAACGGUUUUGAAGUUUUAUCGAUCCAGACGUCUCAUCGUGAGAAGGUCGGUGAUUGAUUUGAUUCCAAAGUUAGCCGCGUUUUCACCGAGAAGGUUUGCAGAUUCGUAUUUACCGCUAGCGUGUGGGGUUUUGCUUACUUCUAUUCGAGCGCAAGGCGAAAGAGAUGCGGGUUUCCUAGCACUCGGUGAUUUAGCGAAAGCGUUGGAACCGGCGAUGCGCGCGGACGAACUCAUGCGCGUGCGAAGGGCGAGAGAAGAUAAUAACAUGACGAGCUCGAGCUACUACCCCACGCAAGGACAACACGUGCUUAGCGGUGGUGGUAUUUCCAGUCAUCGAGGCACGCCGCAGUUGAUAGUAAAUAGCAACAGUACGACCACUCCGAAUGCUCACAACAGAGGAUACGGCGGCGGCAGCGGAGGCGCGUCGCCUCUAGAUAGAUCUCGAUCUGGGACGCCGGCGAACGGCUCAAAUUACAGCAACCAACAACAUCAAAUGAACAAUCAAAACUUGCUCGGUCCGCUCAUGCAAUCGCCCGUUCUGGCGACUCCAAACAACGACAACAACAACAACGCUUUAAUUGGUGGAUCAGGAGAAGUCAAUAGUAACGGCCCGGGAUGGCUUACGCCCGGUUCCGUCAGUACUCCCGAUGGGUUCAUGAACAAUAAUAACGGAGUUCAAACGCCAGGAGCAUACGGCAACUACCGAUCGCGAUCGCCGAAUACAGUUUCGCAGAUUACCUCGGCCGAUGGAAGGAGCGUUCGCGUGAACGACUAUUCGGUCCAAGAAAAUCGCAUGUUUGAGAAACCUCUGGGAAGCGCGUUAUUGCGUUACCUUCCGGAAAUCUCUGCCGUCAUGUACGAUGUUUUCGGUGAAGGUUCUUUAAAUUACGAAGAGCGUUUGGCGUCAAGGAAACGACGAAAGAGCAUUAAGAAAGAAAACCGCGAAAAGAGGAAGAAUAGGAGUAAUAAUAACGGCGAAGAGCUGGACGGCGAUUUCGACGACGAAAACGGGGGGAAUGGUCGCAACAAAAUCGCAAAGAGGACGAAACGGCAAGGGUCGGCUAAAGAUACGGAAAAAGACGAAGACGACGAGGAAGAAAUUCGAAGAAAGCAAGAGCUAAAAUUAGCGAACGAGAAGGUGCUUCGUUCGGGCGUCCGCGAGGCUCUGAGAUGUUGCGGCGAAAUGGCUGCCGCGCUUCAGGAAUCUUGGAAACCGCACGUAUUGAACGUCUUGCCGACAAUGUUUGCUGUUGGUCUGUCCAAAUCCUUAGUCUCUUCGUUGGAAACAAUCACGGACGCGUUACCAGACUUGACUUCACAAAUCCAAAGUCGCUUAUUCGAUGCCGUGUCCAUGGCGACUAGGACGACGAACGCGGGUAGCGGCGAAUUUGGGCAUCAUCAUAACCUCCUCGGUUUUGAAGGCGCGAUGUUUGAACAUCCAUCGUCUGAUGCGACCAAUGGUCAACGAAGAGUUUCGCGACGAACACUCGAGCUCGCAUUACGCACCAUGCGCUCGUUCCCGUUCGAGUCUCGAUUGUUGCUAAAAUUUGCGCGACGUAACGUCGUCCAACAUUUAGAUAACCCUUCCGUGGACGUGCGAUUGGAAGCGGCGUUGACGUGCUGCCACUUGUUGGAGCUGAAGCAAAUUUCGCAAAAGCCUUCUCCCUCUUCGUAUCAUCGACAAAAUCAAUACAGCGCUUCGAAUCGAAACGCGUUGAUGCUACUUAACGGUCAGUCCGACGCUAAACCGCAAGCGACGAGGGAUGUCAUCAUGGAACGGUUGUUGCAACUGUCGGUGGCGGAUUUAGACGCUAACUUUCGAGCGUCAGUUUUGAGGGCAUUUGUGAUUGGCUGUCGCGCGAUUGAUUCGUAUUUGUCGCAAGCGCGGUCCUUGAGAGCAUUAUUCGUGGCUUUGAACGACGAAAAUGUGGUAGUGAGAGCUCUGGCGAUUGAGUUGAUAGGCACGCGGCUUUCACCGAGAAACCCCGGGUAUUGUUUGCCGGCGUUGAGAGCGUACUUGUUGCAGCUCUUGGCAGAACUCGAAAGGUCAACAGAAUCUUCAGUCAGAGAAGAAUCGGCAAAGUUAAUCGCGACUCUCAUUCGUGCAUGUCCUCGAUUAUUCACGCCGCACAUUUGCCCGGUGAUUUUGAAAACAUUGACGAGGAUGUUGAGAGCGAAAGCGGAAGAUUCGAAAAGUAGCGGCGCUGGGGUUGUUGACGAUAAAAAGAAGGACGGUAAAGAUGCCAAAAGCGGAAAGAAAGAAAAGGGCAAGAAAGGUGGCAACGGCAACGACUCGAAUAAUAACAACGGUAAAGACGAAAACGCGAACGACUCGAGCGAUAAGUAUUACGAUUUCAACGACGACGACGCCUCCAAUCGCAAGAACAAGAAGGAAAAGAAGCAGAGAGACGUCGGUAACAUUACAAACGAAAGGCCAAAUUUAGACGACGAUGAUACGUCCAUGAAACAUCUGAACGAAGACCCGAUGAGUGCGCACGAUCACACGAAAAUCGGUAAAAUGUCUACUUCGGAUGCGAUGGCAAAAUCAUCGGCGUCGGUCUUUGUGCGCACGGCGGUGAGCGGUCGAGAGAAAGCCGCCGCGAUUGCCACCAUCGGCGAACUCAUGGAAGUUGGUGGACCGGCAACUAGGUUGCACGUGCCUGAGCUCCUCGUUUUGCUCAUGCAAGCUUUGAAGUCAAACGCUACGCGUGAUAUUGCCGUGAUCACUUUAGGUAAACUGGUAAAGCACUCCGGGUACGUCGUCGCUCCGUACGCCGAUCACCCGCAGUUGCUUCCGUUACUUUUACGCAUGGUAGCGACGGAGAAAGGCACAAAACGAGAAAACGUGUUGCGAACAUUGGGUAUUCUCGGCGCUUUAGACCCACACGCGCACAAAGAAAACGAAAUCAAACUAUACGGUCAAGGUUUACUCUCCGCGGCUGGCGUUCGAGGGGUGAAACAAUCCGCGGUGGCCAAAGCGGUGACAAACAACCCUAAAGCAGUCGCGGUUGAAGCGAAUGCGUACAUCAUGGGAGGUUUUGGUAAGAAUGUGAAUAAAAUAAAUUUAAAAACAGCUGGCGAUGACAAUUACCGCGACGACGACGAUGACGACGACGAAAAUUCGCACGACCUCUUACCGCUGAUGAACUUAACCACGGCGAGCGACGAUUUCUACCCGACGGUUGCCUUGAACGCGUUGUUAAGAGUAUUGAGAGAUAAAUCCAUGUCUAGUCAUCGACACAUGGUUGUUCGAUCGGUCAUGUUCAUUUUUCACAAUUCAUUAGGGUUGAACUGUGUUUCAUACCUACCGACCGUCCUUCCGGUUUUAUUCGACGUCAUGCGCACGUGCGACGACGCUUUGCGAGAGUUUAUGCUCUCAGAGUUGGCGAUUUUAGUAAGCGUGAUUAAAGCGCACGUGAGGAGAUUUUUACCGGAAAUUUUAGAAAUCAUUCACACGUUCUGGGGCAAUAACGCGCUUUUAAAAUCGACGUUGUUGCUGUGCGAAGAGCUGUCCAGAGCGUUGAGAGAUGAGUUUCGGUCGUAUUUGCCGGAGUUGUUGCCGAGGAUUGUCGCGGUGUUGGCGGACGCGGAGCGAUCUGGGAGGUACGCGGCAGUGCCGUACGUCUUGAGAGCGUUGGAAACGUUCGGGAGUGGUGUGGAUGAACACUUACACUUAGCAUUACCGUCGAUUGUUAGGUUGUUCAAACCGGGCGUAGCUCCGGUACCGUUUCAAGUGCGCCGAGCGGUCUUGGCUUCGUUAUCCAGACUUUUACCUCGCAUGCAGUGCGCGUCGUCCCAACACGCGAGUGCAAUUAUUGCUCCGCUAGCGCGCAUUUUGGAAAGCGACGACGCUAUUCUUCGAAAGUAUGCCGUGGAUGCGUUAAUUGCUCUGGAAAAGCCGUUAGGAAAUGAAUACCGGCUGUUCCUUCCCUCGAUUACUCGCGUCGCUCGCAGAGUGGGCCUGAAAGACAAACGUUUCGAAGCGAUGCGCGAACGCAUCGAAUCGGGCGGGAAGUUUCCUGCGGCGUUCGGGGCGCUUUCGAUCACCUCAAAUGCGAGUAUCUUUGGUAGCGAGGGUGUGCUCAGCCAAGAAGAAUACGAAGAGUCGAACGCGUUUGAUCCUCGAUCGAAUAGACCUCCGCCUCCGGUGCAACCACAAAAGCUCGUCGUCAACGAAUUCGCGUUGCGCAAAGCGUGGGAAUCGUCGCAAAGAUCCACAAAAGAAGAUUGGCUCGAGUGGAUGCGUCAGUUAUCGGUUGAAUUGUUAAAAUCUUCCCCGUCUCCGUCGCUGAGAGCGUGUGCGGACCUGGCGAACGUUCAACCUAACGUCGCUAGGGAUUUGUUUUGCGAAUCCUUCGUGAGUUGUUGGGCUGAGUUGUCCGUGGUGCACAGAGAGCAACUCGUGCGUUCGAUGGAAUCUGCGUUCACGUCACCGACGAUACCUCCGGAAAUUGUAGCGACUUUGCUCAACUUGUCCGAGUUUAUGGAACGUGACGAGAAACCGAUCCCGGUAGACGUGCGAACGUUGGGGGCCAUCGCCGAGCGGUGUCGCGCGUACGCUAAAGCUUUGCAUUACAAGGAGUUGGAGUUUACAUCCAUGCCAAACGAAUGCGUCGAGGCGAUUAUUGCGAUCAACAAUCAGUUGCAAUUGCCAGAAGCCGCUCUUGGGGUGUUAACGCAUCUGAGGAAUAAAAAAUUGGAAGUGAACGUGAAAGAGUCGUGGUAUGAAAAAUUAGGGCAAUGGGAAUUCGCGUUGGAGGCGCAUAAGAAGAAAGCGGAUGAGUUGGACGCGCGAGCGGCGAGAGAGGCAGAAAUUCUAUAUCAAAGAGAAGUUUCCUCCAGAAACCAUCAUCAGCAGUACUCGGGAGCAGCGCAAAGACCGCCAUCGCCGUCUUUUUCGUACCAUUACAAUCGACAACUCAUGUCCAAAGCCGAUCGCAUCGCGCGCGAGGAGGCGAGUUUAGGGCAAAUGCGAUGUUUAGCCGCUUUAGGUGAGUGGGAACGACUCAUCGCGUUAGCUAAGAGAGAGUGGCCGACAAACGAAGGCGGUGCACCGCAUUCCCACGCGAGCAAGAUUGGUAUCCAAGUAGGGGAAAACGGAGGGGACGCCAUCUCCGAGAGAAAGAUAAAAAAGCUCGUAUCGGCAAAACACUCGGUUUUAAGGGAUAAAGUUGCACCGUUAGCGGCUCGAGCGGCGUGGCAUUUAGGCGAUUGGAAAUCGAUGGAAAAGUACACUGUGCAUUACUCGAGCUCGAAACGAGAUCCCACGACCGGAAAGAACGGGUCUAGUGCGAACGGCUCCGGCGGCGAUAAGAAAGGAUCGGGUAAUACCUUGGACGAGAUGAACGGUAAGAAGAGCAAGCCGGAUAAUUCAACGCCGUAUUCCGAAGUCAACGCGUUGAUCACGCCCGGGGACGGGGAUUUCUACCGCGCCGUUCUCGCCGUUCGUCGCGCAGACCCGAUGGCGGCUUUAAGACACAUCGACGCGUCUCGAGAGGCGCUCGGUCAAGAGCUCGUGUCGUUGGUUUCCGAAUCGUAUGAUCGCUCAUACGGCGGUGUUGUUCGCGCGCAGCAGCUCGCCGAGCUCGAGGAAGUUGUCGAAUACGCUCAGUUACAAGCGAUGGCGCAACACGACCCACGCGCGAAACACAGACAAGAUGUCGUUCGUCAAAUGUGGCGCGAUCGCAUCUACGGCGUUUCGAGAGACGUGGAAGUUUGGCAAUCGCUCUUAGCCGUUCGAGCGCUAGUGCUCCCGAUGAGCAAAGAAACAAACACGUGGUUAAAGUUCGCAUCCAUGAAUCGUAAAGCCGGUCGUCAAUCGCAAGCGAAGAGAACUUUGGUUAGACUUUUAGAAUACGACCCGAGCGAGUUCUCCGCCGGUCAAGAAGGCUUCGGCGCUGGAUCCGGUCGACCUUUGGUCAUGUUUGCGUACUGCAAACACUUAUGGGGCGUUAACUCGAGAGAAGAGGCAUUUCAGCGUUUACAAUCGCUCGCGAGCGAGUUAUUUUCGGCGUCGUAUCAGCGCGAGAUGGAAGGUAGUCGAUUAGCUAAAGACGACGCAAAGUUAGUCUCGAAGGCUUUUUUGAAACUCGGGCAGUGGCGAUGGGAACUCGCCGAGGAAACGUUAGACGACGAUACAAUUUCCGACGUCUUGACUUCCUUUGGUACGGCUACAAAACAUUCAAGACACUGGGCGAAAGCCUGGCACAACUGGGCUUUGUUCAACGCCACCGCGAUGGAACACUACCAGCGUUUAGCCACGCAGCGAUUAAAUGUCAACGAAGAAAGAGACGCGCUCAAAGCCGCCGCAACGAGGCACGUCGCGCCAGCUAUAUCGGGUUUCUUUCGAUCGAUCGCAUUGGGUGGCUCCACGCCGCGUGAUAUGGGUGGUGCUCUGCAAGAUAUUUUACGCCUGUUAACCUUAUGGUUUAACUACGGCCAUUUGCCGGAAGUCGAAGCCGCGUUGGUUGAAGGUUUCGGUCACGUUUCCAUCAACACGUGGCUCGCAGUAAUUCCCCAAAUUGUUGCUCGAAUUCACUCGAAUUCACCACCUGUUCGACGAUUAAUUCAUCGAUUAUUGGUUCGCGUUGGCCGUCAGCAUCCCCAGGCGUUGUUGUAUCCAUUACUUGUCGCGUGUAAGUCGCAAUCGACCACUCGACGCGUCUCCGCCACGGCGGUUCUAGACAACUUGCGGAAUCAUUCCGCGCUUUUAGUCGAGCAAGCGGAAGUAGUAAGUUUAGAGCUCAUUCGCGUCGCGAUUGUUUGGCACGAAGCGUGGCACGAAGCAUUGGAAGAGGCGUCUCGUUUAUACUUUGGCGAACAAAACGUGGAUGGCAUGUUUGCAGUUUUGGCGCCUCUGCAUCACAUUUUGGAACGCACCGGCGCGGAGACGUUGCAAGAGAUGUCAUUCGCGCAAGCUUACGGAAGAGAAUUACGAGAGGCUCGUGAAUACUGCGAGAAGUUCAAAGAGUCCGGCCGCGAGGAGGAUUUGAAUCAAGCUUGGGAUUUAUAUUAUCACGUGUUCAAACGAAUCAACAAGCAACUGCCGACGUUGACAACUUUAGAGUUGAGAUACGUCUCGCACCGGUUGUUGUCGGCGAGAGAUUUAGAGUUGUCUUUACCCGGGAAUUAUAUUCCUGGUGGCGAACUGGUAACAAUCGCGUGGUUCGCGCCCACCAUGCAUGUCAUCACUUCCAAACAACGCCCGCGACGUUUACAAAUCCACGGCUCCGAUGGGAAAGAUUACGGUUACUUGUUAAAAGGUCACGAAGAUUUACGCCAAGACGAACGCGUCAUGCAGUUGUUCGGUUUAGUUAAUCAAUUGUUGAAUAGCACGCCUUCGACAUCGAGGAGAGAUUUAGCGAUUGCUCGAUACGCCGUCGUCCCGUUAUCUCCAAACUCUGGCCUCAUUGGCUGGGUUCCGAAUUGCGACACCAUGCACGUUCUCAUCCGAGAACACCGCGAGGCGCGCAAAAUUCCUUUGAACUUGGAACAUCGUUUAAUGCUCGCCAUGGCCCCGGAUUACGACAAUUUGCCGUUGGUGAAUAAAGUUGAAGUCUUCCGACACGCGUUAGAUAACACGCCUGGGAAUGAUUUAGCGCAAGUUUUAUGGCUCAAAUCGCACAGCUCCGAGCAAUGGCUCGAUCGUCGAACGACGUAUACGAGAUCCUUGGCCGUCAUGUCCAUGGUUGGCUACUUACUCGGUCUCGGUGAUCGACACCCGAGUAACCUUAUGAUUGAUAGAUACUCCGGAAAAGUUUUGCAUAUCGAUUUUGGCGAUUGUUUUGAAGCGUCUAUGCACCGAGAAAAGUUCCCAGAACGCGUGCCGUUUCGUUUAACUCGAAUGUUGGUGAAAGCGAUGGAAGUCUCCGGGAUUGAAGGGAACUUCAUCGGUACUUGUCAAAGAGUGAUUACGGUGUUACGAAGCAAUAAAGAUUCCGUGUUGGCUAUGUUAGAGGCGUUUGUUCACGACCCAUUGAUUAAUUGGAGACUUUUGGCGAAUCAAGCGACUGAGCAAAAUGGAUCCUCCGCGGAGCCUUCGUCCAACGCGAAUUCUACGGCGAACAACAGCGGAAGCGUCACGCCGGCGGCUGGAACGAGUAGCGCGAAAUCGAGUCCAUUGGCGAGGCAUACCAUUUCUCGCGAUGCCGAGGAACCAUCAUCAAAUAAUAACAUUAAUAACGAUACUCUCGUCGCGGGAGACGGUUCCAGUGGUUCUGGCUCAGCAACCCCAGGUGGGUCUGAUGUGCCUUCCGGUCAAUCCUCUAGGGCGCCUUCGCGAACGCCGCCGCCCAAAACGCCAACCAUUCCUGAAAACGAAUCCUUCCACGCCGAUUUGGACGAGAAGAGUAAAGCGGUUGGUGUCGACAGUCGAACAAAUACCGCCGAUUUUGGGCACAACUCUUCCUCUCGAUUGGAUUCUGGCUCCGACGAUUUACCGAGAACUGGGCAAAAACCAGGCGCCGCGCCGAUGUUUAUGGACACGCCGAGCGGGCAAGUUCCGGUUUCCUCCUCCGUGAUGGGCGCGACGGCGUUACACGCGCAAUACGAAAACAUGCGCGAGUUUGGCGGUGGUGGUGGAAUGUCCGCUAUGAUUGGUACGGACAUGAACAUCCUCGGCGGUGUUGGCGAUCCGACAAACGUUUCGGUCGAUGAAUCCGAACACGGCGACGCCAACGAUCAAGACAGAUCUGUCGGCGGUAACCACCAACAGCAUCUCAAUCACCACUCAACUUCCUACGCGCAGCGCGUUAUGCAUCAACAGCUCGGUGCCAGUGGCGAUAUACAACACCAAAAUCAACACGCACAAAGCAGCGCUGCUGCUGCGGUUGCCGCCGUCGCCGCGGCCGCGGGGAAUUACGGCAGUAGCAUGUCCUCGUUCGAACCGGAAAUUUUAAAGCGCGACGAACUCAUCGACGCGUUGGACGGCAUAAACGACAACGAGGAUAAUAUGGUUUUGAACGAUCGAGCGGUGAGUGUCAUGCAACGAAUGAACGAUAAAUUAACCGGGAAAGACGGUUUAAUCGAAGCUGGUUCAGCGGUGGACGCUGGAGAUUCAGUCGAACAUCAAGUGCGACGGUUGAUUGAAAAAGCGAUGAAUCACGAGAACUUGUGCACUUCUUACAUCGGAUGGUGCUCUUUCUGGUAG
Molecule: messenger RNA, 10704 nt
Organism: Bathycoccus prasinos
Lineage: Eukaryota; Viridiplantae; Chlorophyta; Mamiellophyceae; Mamiellales; Bathycoccaceae
Exons: 1
Coding region: 1-10704 (3567 amino acids)
Biological process (GO): negative regulation of macroautophagy; TOR signaling
Cellular component (GO): TORC1 complex; nucleus; TORC2 complex
Molecular function (GO): protein binding; protein-containing complex binding; protein serine/threonine kinase activity
Source: RefSeq, a predicted model, not a curated record